GCCAUGCUCUUGUCGGGGGGUAGACCCCCAGCGCAGGAAUGGUUCAUGGUGCAGACAAAAUCGAAGCCCCGAGUCCACCGGCAGCGACUGCAAGUCCAGCGCAUCUUCAGGGUCAAGGUGAACGCCUUCCAGAGCCGUCCCGACACCCCCUACUUCUGGCUGCAGCUGGAGGGGCCCCGGGAGAAUACGGGCAAAGCCAAAGAAUAUCUGAAGGGUCUGUGCAGCCCAGAGCUGUGGAAGGAGGUUCGCUAUCCACCAGUCCUGCACUGCGCCUUUCUUGGGGCACAAGGCUUGUUCCUGGACUGCCUCUGCUGGAGUACCCUGGCCUACCUGGUGCCUGGUCCCCCUGGCUCUCUGAUGGUGGGUGGCCUCACUGAAUCUUUCACCAUGACGCAGAACUGGCUGGAGGAGCUGGUGGCACGGCUGCGCUGGGGCCCUGCCCCAGUGACCACCUCCCGGGGGGCUUGGGAGACAGAGGUGACCCAGGCUUUUGGGGCCGUGGUGUGGCUCCGCGGUGACCAGUAUGCAGGGGACCUGCUGCAGCUUCCCCCAGCGGUCCAGGAGCUGCUUCUCAGCCUGGUCCGAGAAGCUGCUGGCAAGGAGGACAUCACUGAGUGGAUCAGCCACUUUGGCACCUCUGCUACCUGCUCCAGCCCAGAGGUCCUUAUCUGCCCUGACCGGCAGCAGCAGAAGGAAGGCUCAUCCCUGGUGACCACAGGACACGGCCCUGGACCCUUCGUAGAGAUAGGAACCUUGGAUCGAGCUUCAGAAAAUUCACAGACAGUAACAAGUUUGGAAGCAGCUGGGCCCCUGAUCCCAGCUCGGAACUCUCAGCAGGAGACAGCGCACCAGCUAGCAGGGUUCCGGCCCAACAAGCAAGGUGCUAUGAACAGUGUAGGAGAGGAAGGACCCAUUGUGCAAGCCGCCAGCAGCCAGGACUCAUCAGACAACACCCAUGCCCUCCUGCAGCCAAGGCAGGUGCAGAAGGGGAAGGACAGAGUCUCACUGCAGCCGCCAGUGUCAGCUCUGAGCAGCGUGUGUCCAUCCUGGAAGGCCUGGGCCCCUGGACCAGCCUUUGGGCCCUUGUGGCCAGGGGCUGUUGCUGCAACCUUCUGGAACAUCAAUGAGCUGCAGUCUCUUCACCUGGCCUGGCUCCUCUCCCAGGCUUGCUUCAAUUUUUCCUUCUGGCAGAGGCCUAUGGCCCCCACUCAGCUGAAGCUGCCAGGACACAAUCCUUUGCCCUUAACCCUGGAGUGGAAGCAGAAAGAGCUGCUUCCUCUGCCCAGCGCCGAGAGCCCAGCGUGUAGACCAGAUGCCGAGCUAGGGAGGGAGAUGGCCCUAGAGCAUAGCACGAGACUGGAGACCCCCACAAAGAUCAUCAGUUCACCUGGGAUGCCAGGGGACUGUGGUACUAGAGAGAAGGUUAGCCCAGGGGGCUGUGGUACCAAAGAGAAGGUUAGCCCAGGGGACUGUGGUACCAAAGAGAAGGUUAGCCCAGGGGACUGUGGUACCAGAGAGAAGGUUAGCCCAGGGGACUGUGGUACCAAAGAGAAGGUUAGCCCAGGGGACUGUGGUACCAAAGAGAAGGUUAGCCCAGGGGGCUGUGGUACCAAAGAGAAGGUUAGCCCAGGGGACUGUGGUACCAAAGAGAAGGUUAGCCCAGGGGACUGUGGUACCAAAGAGAAAGUCAGCACAGAACUUCUGCACAUAGGACCAUCUUUGAUGUCUAUACCCCAAACAUCAUCAAAUUGUAAAGACCUGGAAGGGCUGCCCUCAUCAGCACUGCCCACAGAGCAAGGGGGACCCACAGCUCAAGAGAGGCAGGUGCCUCAAACCAGGAUGCCAGGUCAGUUGGCACCCGAAGGUGCAACAGUGUCUGAAACUCUUGAAAUGUCCAUGGCUGCAGCAGUGUCCAAAGUUGAACACCCACCCGCUGGGGAGGGGCUUUCUGCAGCUCCCAACGUGCCUACAACCCCAAAGAAGUCAGUAGUAUACACCGAGCCCACAGCUCCCAAAGUGCCUUCAGCCUCAACAAAGCCAGCAGCUCCUGUGGUGCCCACAGUCCCAAAGGCAGCUGCGGCUCAGAAAAUGCCUUCAGUGAAAACACCUGUAGGUCCCCUAAACCCUAAGGUUCAAACUGGGCCCAUAGCUAAAGCAGGAUCUGCAGCUCCCCAAACACCCAAGAGGUCCACAGCUGCAGGGCCAGCGGUGGAGGAGGUCAAACUCCCGAUUGAGGUCCUGGCUUCAAAGAGUAGCACUGCCAUGUCUAAGGGCCAGGGAAAGGCUGGAAGGCAGUGUCUCCAGUCCAGUGACACCUUGGCCUCCAGAAGUAAGCAUCAAUUUCUGAAGGAAGGACUUCUUGGGGCUUGGGAGGGAGGCCAGAGGCAGUCGCCUCAUCACCCACAGGCCAGCAACACAGUGGCCAGCUUCCAGAGGUACAACGAGGCCUUGAACACACCCUUCGAGAUGAACUUGUCUGAGGAGCCUGGCAAUCCGAGGCUGAGGAGAGUGGUCAUUGACGGCAGCAGUGUAGCCAUGGUCCAUGGCCUCCAGCACUUCUUCUCUUGCCGAGGCAUUGCCCUGGCAGUGCAGUACUUCUGGAACCGAGGCCACCGAGAGGUCACUGUGUUUGUACCCACCUGGCAGCUGAAGAAGAACCGGAGAGUGAGAGAGAGUCACUUUCUGACGAAGCUUCACUCCCUCAAGAUGCUUUCAAUCACCCCCUCCCAGCUGGAAAACGGCAAGAAGAUCACCACGUAUGAUUACAGGUUCAUGGUAAAGCUGGCAGAGGAGACAGAUGGGGUCAUUGUCACUAAUGAACAGAUUCACAUCCUAAUGAAUAAUUCCAAGAAACUGAUGAUCAAAGAUCGCCUGCUGCCAUUCACCUUUGCUGGGAGUCUCUUCAUGGUACCAGAUGACCCCCUGGGCCGUGAUGGCCCCACCUUGGAGGAAUUUCUGAAGAAGCCAAACAGGUUGGACAUGGACAUUGGCAAUUUCUUGAAGGUGUGGAAGACCCUUCCUCCCAGCCCAGCCAGCGUCUCUGAGUUGAGCAAUGACGCGGAUCCUGAGCCUUCAGCGGGUCUACAGGAUGUGGAAGAAGCCAGGGAGCAGAGAGCGGAAAUUGUGGCAGAGGAGCUGGUGGAGGAGCCGGGAACGCCAGCGUCCGACGAGGAGGAUGAGCACAGCUCUUCCCUGGGGUCGGAGUUUGGAGUGGCAAGCCCUUCCUUUCCUGAGGAGGUCCUCCAGUGUCUCAGCCUGCACGACCCCUCUGAGGGGGCUUUGGACAUUGACCUUCUGCCAGUCGUUUCGCCUCCCUGCCCAGAUGUCCCCUGGGACGGGGAGGCUCCCUGUGAGCAGGUUCUCGGCCAGCUCGCCCAGCUCACUGUCCCCAGCAACUUCACUGCACUGUCCUACUUCACAGGCUUCAUGGACGCCCACCGGGAUGCCAUUCCUGACUAUGAAGUCCUCGUGGGCCCCCUGCACAGCCUCCUCAAGCAGAAGCCGGACUGGCGAUGGGGCCGGGAGCACGAGAAGGCCUUCCUGGCCCUGAAACGUGCCCUGGUGUCCGUCCUCUGCCUGGCAACCCCCAACCCCCAGCUGCCCUUCUACCUGGAAGUGACCGUCAGCCAAGUGUCACUCACGGCCAUCCUGCAUCAGGAGCACUCAGGAAAGAAGCACCCUGUCGCCUAUACCUCAAAACCCCUCCUCCCCGAUGAGGACAGCGAGGGUCCUCAGUCAGGGGGGGACAGCCCCUAUGCUGUGGCUUGGGCCCUCAAGCAUUUUUCCCAGUGCCUUGGAGACAACCCAGUCGUUCUUUGUCUUUCCUAUGCCUCCCGGACCGCUUUGGACGAUGAGACACGGGAAAGCCAUAAGGGUUCCAAAGCGUGGCUGAUCCGAUGGUCUCUCUUGGUGCAGGACAAAGCCAAGAGGGAUUUGGAAUUGACCCUUGUCCACGGCUUGCUGGGGAAAAACCAGCUGCUGACAGCUGCUUCCUCAAUGCCUCGAGUUUUCCAGCUUCUGCCUCCCUUUUCUGACCUGGCUACUUUUAUCUGCGUCCAUAUAUCUGGCUACUGCUUCUACCGCACCGACAACGAAGACGGGGAUGGCGAGCCGUGUGCUGGGUUUGGUCUCUACAUCUUGUCCCCCACCAGCCCCCCAGUCUCCCUUGCCUUUUCCUGUCCCCCGUAUACAGCCACCUAUGCCCACCUGGCAGCUGUGGCCUGUGGCCUAGAACGCUUCGGCCAGUCCCACCUCCCAGUGGUUUUCCUCACUCAUUGCCACUGGAUCUUCAGCGUCCUCUGGGAGCUCCUGCCGCUCUGGAAGGCCCGGGGCUUCCUCUCGUCUGCCGGGGCCUCUCUACCUCAUCCGAGCUUGCUCUCCUAUGUCAUUGCUCUCACUUCUGGCUUGUCAUCUCCCCCUUUCAUCUACCGAACCUCUUACCGGGGCUCUCUGUUUGCUGUGACCGUGGAUACUCUGGCCAAGCAGGGGGCCGAAGGGGGCGGGCAGAGCUGGGAUUUGCCGACAGAUGUCCCAGCACCGGUGGUGACUCCCCACACUAAGGGCAGGAAGCCCAACCUGCUGGCCUUACAGCUGAGCGACAGCACCCUGGCCGAUAUCAUUGCCAAGCUGCAGGCAGGGCAGAAAUUGUCCGGGCCUUCCCCGUUCAGCUCCGCCUUUAACUCCCUCAGCAUCGACAAGGACAGUGGCCUGCUCAUGUUUAAGGCGGAAAAGCAUCCUAGGGUCUGGGUAGUCCCAAGGCAACUUCGGAGGGAUCUGAUUUUUUCUGUGCAUGACGUCCCCGUGGGGGGCCACCAGAGGCCAGAGGAGACCUAUAAGAAGGUGCGGUUGCUGGGGUGGUGGCCUGGCAUGCAGGAGCACGUGAAAGACCACUGCAGGAGCUGUUUGUUCUGUAGCCCCCCAAAUCUCACGGGGGGUGAGUUGAAAGUCAUCGAGUCCCCGUGGCCUCCCAGGUCAACAGCUCCCUGGUCGAGUCUGCAGAUCGAGGUGGUGGGUCCCGUCACUGUAAGUGAGGAGGGCCAUAGGCACGUGCUCAUCGUGGCUGAUGCCAACACCCGCUGGGUAGAGGCGUUCCCUCUGAAGCCCUAUACGCACAUGGCCGUGGCCCAGCUGUUGCUGCAGCAUGUGUUUGCGAGAUGGGGUGUUCCCAUGAGGCUGGAGGCGGCCCAAGGUUCCCAGUUUGCCCGGCAUGUCCUGGUGAGCUGCGGGCUGGCCCUAGGGGCCCAGGUGACUACACUGAGUAGGGCCCUCCAGCUUCCUUGUCUGAUGAGCUCAGAGGCCUACUGGGAGUUCAAGAGGGCGCUGAAGGAGUUCAUCUUCCUGCAUGGCAAGAAGUGGGCAGCCUCCCUGCCCUUGCUGCAUCUGGCUUUUCGGGCCUCCACCACAGAGGCUACACCCUUCCAGGUCCUGACUGGGAGUGAAAUGAGGCUGAUGGAGCCGUUGUGGUGGGAGAUAAGCAGUGCGAACAUUGAAGGGCUCAAGAUGGAUGCUUUCUUGCAGCAGCUGACGCGGGGGCUGCUGGACCUCCACUGGAAGGUGGCGGACAAGGCGAGCGAGAAGGCGGAGAACAGGCGUCUCAGGAGGGAGAGCCAGGAGGAUGGGUGGGGUGUGGGUGACCAGGUCCUUGUCUUGUCUCUCCCCAGGAACGGCAGCAGCGCCAAGUGGGUGGGUCCCUUCUACAUUGGGGACCGAUUGAGCCUGUCACUCUAUAGGGUGUGGGGCUUCCCGAUCCCAGAUAAGCUGGGCUGUGUCUAUCCCCGCAGUCUAAUGAAGGCCUUUGCCAAGAGUGGCAUGCCCCUGUCCCUCAAGGACUUGGAGCAGUGAGUUAGAGCGGCCGGGGAGCUGCCUGCUUACGGGGGUCCUGGGUUUCUGCUGCUAGGCCCCUUUCUGCUGUGAGCAGUGCUCUCAGCUUUUGGGGACCUUGUCGUGCCUUUUGUGGAGAAGUCGCUCCAUAAACCUUUGCUGAAUUGUCUUGACCUCGAGAUGACUGUCGCUAUGGAAACACCCCUAGGCUGGGGUGUUUGGAGAAUGUGCCAAAGGUUGUCAUACUGGGCUCUGGCAGUUUUACUCCUGGGAGCAGAAAAUCUCCUUAAUAAAGCAGGCCAGGCUCGCAGUCCUCCCCUAAGUGCCAUCUUGUCCCUUCAUAUCCAUGCAGGUGUACGUGGGUGUG
This is a messenger RNA of Acomys russatus (golden spiny mouse), 6187 nucleotides long. It is a transcript of the gene Nynrin, whose product is annotated as NYN domain and retroviral integrase containing. NCBI's taxonomy places the organism in Eukaryota, Metazoa, Chordata, Mammalia, Rodentia, Muridae. Gene Ontology annotation, biological process: DNA integration. The record is from RefSeq and is a predicted model, not a curated record. Gene Ontology annotation, cellular component: nucleus; cytoplasmic ribonucleoprotein granule. Gene Ontology annotation, molecular function: mRNA binding; RNA-DNA hybrid ribonuclease activity.